UUACAAUAUUUUAUUAACCCACUUCACUUCUCAUAAAGUCUUCCUCACUACUCACUCCAAUUCCUCUCCGUCGCUUUAAACCAACUGCUCUUUUCUCUUUCUUAGGUUUUCAACGUUGCAACUAUCCAUGGCCAAUCGCUGGCUCAGGCCCGAGGUAUAUCCGCUGUUCGCUGCAGUUGGUGUUGCUAUUGGGAUCUGUGGGUUUCAACUGGUUCGUAAUAUCUGCAUCAAUCCUGAAGUCAGGGUGAACAAGGAGGGAAGGGCUGCGGGAGUGUUGGAGAACUUUGAUGAGGGAGAGAAAUAUGCUGAGCACUUCUUGAGGAAGUAUGUACGAAACAGAACACCAGAGAUUAUGCCCUCCAUCAACAGCUUCUUCACUGACCCAAGUCGCAGUUAAGUUGCUUUGGAUGAACAAGGUUAAUUUGAGAAAUAAGCUCUAUUAUGUUUGAGACAGUUUUAUUGUGCAUUUAGAAAACAAAAUGUGGUUGAUCUCUCAGGAGAACAGUGUAUUUGCUGUGGUUGAGAAUAACAAUACUAUGCUUGACGCAUUAAUGUUUACUGCUGUUUUUCUCUCCAUCUAGGUUGCUACAGAAAUAUAUGUGGAAACUGGUAUUGAAAAUAUACAGCAAUUACUAAUCUCGUCUCAAGUUUGUUACAAUUUAAAUCCUAUAAGUGCAUAGAUCAGUCAAUAUAGCGUUCUAACCUUUGUUGAGGUCAUGAAUUCUUUUUUUUUUUGUUUGGGAGAAUGCAGUUACAUUAAAAGCUUGGGAGAAGGAUUUUGUUAUUCAAAAAGUUUGAUAGCUUAGAUGUCUAGUAUAGUAGUCAGAUACAGGUAGUCCUAGAUUAAAAAAAAACCUGUCAUUUGCGUACAGGGGAAUACAAUUGUUUUAUCACUAUGACAACCAAGUCUUAUUUCAUUAGAUGAAGCUGACUAAGUUCUUUUAGGUCUUCUUGACUUCUCUUUACUAGACUAAGAGUCAUGCCAUCCACGUUUCUUACUUGUACGACUAAGUCUUCUUUGCUACUGUUUUAUUAAUGUUAGUGUGAAAUUGUCCUGCCUAGUAUCUUAUCUUGUCUAAAAUAUAAACAAAUUACAAAGUAGUGUAUAUGAAAAGGUUUGUAUUACUGAUAAUCAAGGUAAAAUCUCACUGUUGAGGGCACUUGCUCCUUGAAAUGAAGAGAGCUUCUUCAUUCUUGUCGUGUUUUGAAAUCCGAGCACUGCGUAUAGACCUCUCAUCUUCUGCAAUGCAUAUCUGUCUUGAAAGUUAUAUAAGGAGAGGUGAAAUGCUAAAUGCCAAUGUACGUCACGUGGCUUUGAAUUCUCUUAUUGUGCACAUUUUGCAUGAACUCCACCAGCUUGUGCCAUCACAAGCCACAACAGUAAUUAGUAUUUUUUUUUUUCUUCUAAAUGACAGAAAUGAAUGGGGGAAACAUUUUGAAGUUGGAAAAAUGUAGAAGAUAUUCCACACGUUCUAAACUUGUCUUGUAAUAAAGUGAUGCCUCCUCCUCAGUGAAGGAUGUAGCUUUGCUAGAUGUAUUCUAUUGCAUGUCAUUACAGUGUUGUUCCCUUAGGUUACACCGGGACACCUGAUUAACCCGGCAAGCAUGCGAAGCUAUUCUGUUUCAACUUUGAGCCAAUGCAGUCCCUUGGUUGCAAGAACACAAAAUAAUGACGUGAAUAAUCCCAUCAUCUUAUAGUAAUAAGUGGGCUGGUUAGUGCUGGUGCAAACUAGUUACACCGAAGACCAAGUUUUUUAUAUCAUUAACAUCAAUCUCUCUAAUCAAAAUAAUGACGUGAAUAAUCGUUUCAAUGUAAAAGCGUUUAUUAAGAGUAGGAUAUACAAUUAAAAGAAUGUAUUUUCAUUUCAUUAUUUAAUUUAAUAACUCGAUAAUUUGUUUAUUUUCUAGAAGCAGAUUUCAAAAUAAAAUGUGUUCGUUAAAAUGAAGCUAAAUUAAUUUUUUAACUUAAUUUUAGAAAAUACUUUUAGCUCAUUUUUUAAAAAAGAUAUUUUACUUUUUAAUUAUAAAAAAAUUAUUUAACUCAUAUCUUUUGAAAGACUCGUACCACCUGUUGUCAUCAUUGUUAAUCAAUCGUUACCAUUGUCACACUGGAAUUUUCUGUUUUGGUUGAUUAAUUUUAAAUAAUAGAUAAUUUAACCAAUUCAGUUUACAAAGAUGUCGAGUAGAAAAUUAGAAUUUAGGAGUUUUAGGUAGAAGAAAAUUGAUAGUGAACUAAAUUUAUAUCAUGUUAAAAAUAAUUG
Abrus precatorius (Indian licorice) is the source of this 2261-nucleotide messenger RNA. RefSeq lists its product as uncharacterized. Bases 128 to 397 code for a protein of 89 amino acids. Lineage: Eukaryota; Viridiplantae; Streptophyta; Magnoliopsida; Fabales; Fabaceae. The record is from RefSeq and is a predicted model, not a curated record. The transcript has 3 exons.